AUGGACAAGAGGUUGAUGUAUUUGCGUGCGGCAACACGAUGGGUUCUUUGCUUGCCUUCAUUGGGGAGCGAGACAGAACUUUCAGAUUCGUGGCUGAGAGGUGGGAAACACGUGUUCCUGAUCAGGAAGGAAAACAAUCCUUGUGACACCAUUCCCGACGUUCGUGGCUAUGGGCAUAUGUUUCCUGAAGCCUAUACCAACUGGGACCCAGCUUGUAUUGGAUCCCAGUCUCACCAACGAUUGGUGUCAUAUUCUUUCGGGGGACUGAAUCUUGGGGUCAGACCUGAGACAGACGGAUAUUUCCCACGGAAGCUGGAAGAUGACAAUCAGGCCAAACGCCCUGGAAGUUACACUGCCUCUGGGAACAGUAAGGACGUUGCCUCUGCAUUUGCUCGAACUAAAGUUUUCUCGGAUGACGUCCCUUCAGACCUCACCGACUCCAAAGCACUGAAAGUUUGUCACGGGGAACAUGUCUGCCCACAAGAGUCCAUUUUCGAUCUAAAGACAAGAGCACCCCAUAACUGUAUGGAUAUGAACGAAAUGCAUGUCCGACUAUGGGUUAACCAGGUCCCAAACUUCAUCGUCGCUUACCACGAUCGAGGUGCUUUCAAGGACGUCCAAAUCAAGGAUGUUCGAGCAGGUGUGGAAGACUGGGAGGAUAACAACAAAGAGACUUUGGAGCGUUUGAAGGAAGUAUUGAACCUACUGGAUGUCCUCGCCCAGAAGCAGGUGAACUGGAGAAUCGAAAUUCUCAGGGUUGCAAAAGGCAACUUGGCAGUUUGGUCCAAUACGUCAGGCAAUGCAUUAUGUUCUUCCCCCGGAGCUGCGUGCCAAAUGGCUAGGAGAGAAGAAGAUAGUUUUACUGUAUCGGAAGACUUCUGUGACUCAAGUGCUGAGGCAGGAGGGUGUCAUCAGCUUCUGGCCCUGGUAAUCAAGUGCUCUUGA
Molecule: messenger RNA, 945 nt
Organism: Fonsecaea pedrosoi CBS 271.37
Lineage: Eukaryota; Fungi; Ascomycota; Eurotiomycetes; Chaetothyriales; Herpotrichiellaceae
Exons: 1
Coding region: 1-945 (314 amino acids)
Source: RefSeq, a predicted model, not a curated record